AUGGCAACAAAACACAACGACGAGAUGGGCAAAUCCCAGCCCCAGGAAGGGGAAAGCGACAUAAUUGCAACUCCAUCUGGCCCCGACCUGAUAUCACUUGGGAACGUUGAUCAGGCCCUUGCUGCAAAAAUGACCUUGGUGAAUGAUGCCAUUGAUCAAAUCGGAUUCACAGCAUACCAUACCAAAUUAUUCUUCCUCAAUGGAUUCGGAUACGGCGUCGACUCCUUACUCCUUUUCCUCAUGAGCAUUUCCGCCGACCAAGUCGUAACGCAAUACCCACCGAAAUUCAACCGAGGCGCGCAAUUGGGUUUCUACCUCGCAUUGCUUGUUGGAGCCUUAUUCUGGGGUGGCACGGCAGACAUCAUCGGUCGAAAAUGGGCAUUCAACUUCUCGUUGCUCACCAGUGCUAUAUUCGCCAUUACGGCUGGUGCGGCUCCGAAUUAUGCCGCCUGGGCUACACUGGUUGCCAUCUCUGCAUUCGGUUCCGGCGGUAACUUGGUGCUGGAUACAACUGUGUUUUUGGAAUAUCUCCCGUCCAAUAAACAAUGGCUUUUGACCCUUUUGGCUGGCUGGUGGGGUGUUGGCCAGACUGUCGCUGGUCUUGUCGCUUGGCCGUUCAUGGCUGGCUACAGCUGUCCCACCGAUGGAUCCGUACCGUGCACGAACGAGAAUAAUAUGGGUUGGCGAUACCUAUUUUAUACAUGCGGAGCCCUGGUCUUUGUUCUGAGCAUGGCUCGAGUCUUGGUCAUUCGAUUUCACGAAACGCCCAAAUUCCUACUCUGCCAAGGCAUGGACGAAGAAGUUAUCAAAACACUCCACGACCUGGCCCAAAAGCAUAAUCGAGAAUGCGACCUCACACUAGACCAGCUCCAGGCCUGCGGGCAGAUUCACAGCACACAUGCCAACAAUAAAGCAACCUUUGCCGAAGUUGGGGUGCAUGUUCGAGGCCUGUUUGCGACACGGACUCUCACCUUUUCGACCAUUUUGGUCUGGGCUUCUUGGGCACUCAUUGGCCUUGGAUAUGCCCUUUAUUAUGUAUAUCUGCCCGAGUAUCUAGCGUCUCGGGGUGCAUCUGCGGGUGAAACAUCGCCUGAUAUUACCUGGCGAAACUAUGCCAUCACCAACCUGUGUGCAGUUCCAGGGCCCAUCAUUGCCAGUUACAUGUGCGAAAUGCGAAUAUUUGGACGAAAGGGGACAAUGGCAGUUGGUGCCUUCAUGACGAUGGCCUUCUUUUUCGGAUAUACUGCUCCCCCCCAAAACCUCGGAUUUUCUUGCGCGAUCUCAGUCUCAAUAAACAUCUACUACGCGACUCUUUACGCUUACACCGUUGAGAUUCUGCCUUCGGCUCAUCGUGGUACGGGCAAUGGUAUUGCUGUGGCUCUCAAUCGAUUGAUGGGGAUGGUCUCUGCGUUGAUCGGUGCCUUCACUUCAACUUCUACGUCGGUUCCAAUUUACGUUUGCGCUGCAUUACUGGGAAUGGCUGGUGUUCUGGCCAUUCUUUUCCCCUUCGAGUCGCGCGGAAGACAAAGUAUUUAG
Messenger RNA from Penicillium manginii, 1536 nucleotides. Its product is annotated as MFS transporter. Gene Ontology annotation, cellular component: membrane. Bases 1 to 1536 code for a protein of 511 amino acids. Gene Ontology annotation, biological process: transmembrane transport. The transcript has 6 exons. Lineage: Eukaryota; Fungi; Ascomycota; Eurotiomycetes; Eurotiales; Aspergillaceae. Gene Ontology annotation, molecular function: transmembrane transporter activity. The record is from RefSeq and is a predicted model, not a curated record.